AUGGAUGCACCUGCCAGCAGUUCCAGCUUGACUUGCCCCUUCUCUCAAGAGUGUGGUGGUGACAUUGGCUGGUGGUGCGGCGGAGGCAGUCUAGACUUCCAGGCCACCUCAGAACCCAGGCCCUCGGUCUUUCAACACUUCAUUAACACGGAAUUGAUUGGACAGCAACAUCUGACGGUUGCGGCCGUUCUUCUCUUGUUCUCCUCUUGCUUCUACGCUUCUACGUUUCUCCCCUCGCCUCCGCCUGGUGAAGCACCACUCAGUGUCAGGAGCGACGACAAGAUGCAGAGUGGCAUCCGUCGGCUCGGGUGCGCUGGGCCUUCUCCAGCUGUUGGUUGGUUCGCAGGCGUAGUGGCAAUGUGGUUUGCCUCAAACAACUCGACCACCUUACGCAGAGAUACUACUAAACCUAGCAUAGGCGAGGACAGGACGGGACGGGACAGGGCUGGGGCUGUCAUCCACGCUGCUGGAAAGACUCCAGUUCAAGGACAGAGAGAGAAAGAGAAAGAGCGGAGGAAGACGGUGGGAAUCCUGAUCGUGUUCAAUCUCAAAAGGGGCGUGGGAUGUGGUGAGCGGGGGCGCCGCUUGACCUCCGUACACAGUAGGCUGUUUGACAUUGAAGGUCAAGUUUCCCCCGAGUGGGUUCCUGCUCUUUUCCUCCUUGCCUGUUCACAUCCUCCCACUUCCUUGUCUAAAUCCUCACUGAGCUCUUUCGGAACCCCUAGUCCACAACUCCCACACAGUCUACACUUCCUAUUCGGGCUCACAUACAAACUGACGGUGAAGGGAUGA
This is a messenger RNA of Colletotrichum tamarilloi, 792 nucleotides long. RefSeq lists its product as uncharacterized. The transcript has 3 exons. Lineage: Eukaryota; Fungi; Ascomycota; Sordariomycetes; Glomerellales; Glomerellaceae. The coding region runs from base 1 to 792 and encodes 263 amino acids. The record is from RefSeq and is a predicted model, not a curated record.